Molecule: messenger RNA, 1854 nt
Organism: Penicillium verhagenii
Lineage: Eukaryota; Fungi; Ascomycota; Eurotiomycetes; Eurotiales; Aspergillaceae
Product: putative RNA binding protein (Arp)
Exons: 4
Coding region: 1-1854 (617 amino acids)
Molecular function (GO): 3'-5'-RNA exonuclease activity; RNA binding
Source: RefSeq, a predicted model, not a curated record
AUGGCGGCCGUUACAGCACCCACUCCUAAGCUGGAUCGAUACAUUGUCAUCCACGUUGCAACCACUUGCGAUGAGCAUGGCGUUUAUGUCACCAAAGAUUCGGCCGAAGUGAUCGAAUUGGGAUGGAUUCUCUUGGAUACUAAGACGUGCGAAGAGUUGCACCGCGAAAGUGUCCUCGUCAAGCCAGUCAACACUCCCAUCACUCCGUUGUGCACGAGUUUGACCACCUUGACUUGGGAACACGUCCGCUCCGCAGGUACUUUCCGCGAUGCUAUCUCCCGAUUCGAUGCCUUCGCCACGGAACACCUCACCAACAAGCACCUCGAGUUUGCCUUCGUGACUUUGGAUUCGUGGGACCUGCGGGUUCAACUGCCCCGCGAGGCCCGUGAUAAGGCUGUGGUAUUGCCCGCAUACCUGCAGCACUCUCGCACCUUUGAUCUGCGCACUGAGUACCAACGCUGGCAAACCCACCACCCCGAGUCUUUGCCUUUCGGUCCCAGCUCCUUGUCCAACAUCUGCGCUGCCCUCGAGGUCGAGCCCGUCCAGUCUUCCGCCCCCAUCAAGCACAACCUCCCAUUCCACCUGCAAGCUUUGGCUCCCGCCUCGCCUCGCCGUGCUAUGGAGGAGUCCAUCACAUUGGCCCGCGUGCUGCGCGGCCUUAUCCGCAAGUCGCAGCCGCCCCAUGAACAUCCCGAGAUUCUCACUCGGCCGAUGGAUGCCCACGCCGAUGUUCGGGCUUUCUUGGCGGAGCGAAGCAAGGUUCUUCACCUGAGUGGUCUUCCCCACGAUACCACUCAGUCUGAAUUGGAAAGCUGGUUCACUCAGUUUGGCGGUCGGCCGAUCGCCUUCUGGACCUUGCGAACUCCGGACCAGCACAAGCCUACUGGUACUGGAUUCGCUGUUUUCUCGUCUCACGAGGAGGCUGCUGAGAGUCUGUGCAUGAACGGGCGGGCGCUGAACGAGAAGGCUAUUGAGGUUUCCCCAUCGUCAAGCCGAGUCCUAGACCGGGCCGCAGAGAUCCUCACACCUUUCCCCCCAUCCAAGAACCGGCCCCGUCCUGGUGACUGGACUUGCCCGUCUUGUGGCUUUUCCAACUUCCAGCGCCGCACGGCAUGCUUCCGUUGCUCUUUCCCCGCAAUGGCUGCCGCACCAGACCCAAUGGGAUAUGGAUACGGCCACGGUAACUACGGAGGCCCAUCCAUGAUGCCUCCCCACAUGGGUGGCCAUGGUCAUGGUAUGGGCCACUCACGUGGCAUGGGUGGAAAUGGUGGUGUUGUGCCCUUCCGUGCUGGUGAUUGGAAGUGUGGCUCAGAGGGAUGCGGUUACCACAACUUCGCGAAGAACAUAAACUGUCUUCGUUGUGGCGCCCCUCGUUCGGGUGCCGCCGUGGUGGCUGACUCCGCAUUCCCCUCACCAAUGGACCCCCCUUCACAAUUUGGCAUGGGGCCAAACUCCAUGGCCAGCACACCGGCCCCGGCUCCUUUUGCCUCGACCGCUGGCGGGUUCGGUGGGUUUAGCCAGCAGUUCGGUGCCCCACCGAACAACUAUGCCCUCCCCCAGAGUGGUCUUGGCAAUGCCCCCGCUGCCUACCCCCCAAUGGGCCAGGUGAACUCGGGAUACUCCUCUAGCACCUCCCACUCUGCCGCCUCGUUUGCCAACCCGGCAACUCAGGCGGCAUUCACUGGUGCUGACCACGGCGUGCCUUCGACUAGCGCCUCCAACGGUGCCUUUUAUGGCAACGAAGGUUCCAGCGAUCCCUUUGCCUUCCUGUCUAGCGGGCUUGGUGGUUUGACUGUUUCGGAUGACCCUCACUCUCGCCGAAACGGAGCUGGUGCCAACAAGUCCCCUGCUUAA